Messenger RNA from Aspergillus lentulus, 804 nucleotides. The record is from RefSeq and is a predicted model, not a curated record. NCBI's taxonomy places the organism in Eukaryota, Fungi, Ascomycota, Eurotiomycetes, Eurotiales, Aspergillaceae.
AUGAAGUCUUCAUUCUUCCUCGCGCUUGCGUACAUCGCCGCGAGUGUUUGGGCCGCUGGAUAUCAGGGAUGUCUUGAGCGCGUGUUGUUCUUUUACGCCUACCAAAUCGACGGGCUCAACGACCCCGAGGCCCAAACCCUAGGCUUCAAAUGCAAAAAAUGGGACGACAAAACCGGAAGUUGUGUGAACAAUGAGUGGGUAGCGUGCAGAAGCAGGGACGGCGGCAGAUGCAACUUCAAUGAACUCAUGGCCUCCCUGGGCAAAACACGUCCCAACGACAGCCUGGUCGGCCCUCCCGGGGCAGAUCAAAACACGGCAAGGCCUAAUAUUCAAGAGACUGCUAAGACGCUCUACACGAAGGGCGCAAGCGGCGAUUUCAACGCCUACACUUUGAAACUCGGCAAUUUGGUCAAAGAUGCAUGGCUCCACAAGACCGACGCAAACAAGCACAUGUGGGAUGACUUCGAUGCCACUCUAGAGAAAAUCAACAUUGCGCGGGCCGGGGAUCACGGUCCAUUUCUCAUCGAAGAGGUCAAAGCCAAGCUGGGGAUUCCCAACGAGAUGGAGAUCAAGUUGAUGAAUUUGGGGGCCAACCCCAUUUCGAAUCCCACGACGCAAUGGGAGACCGUUGACCGGAAGGCCACUGCUGAUGCGGCCAAGGCCAAAGGCAUCAGUAAUGUUGACAAGCUCAUCAAAGACGUUCGCACUCACUGGUAUACGACCGAUAAAUCAGCCAGUGAACACUAUGCGCUCUUUAAGACGUAUAAACGGGUCGGAGACCUGAUGCAGUCGUGCCGAAUGUAG